CGCAUGCGUGGUCCCGGUCCCGGCUAAUCUUGCCUUGGUCAGGUUCUUGCUUCGAUUUCACCCAGGGCUGCUGAUCCCGCCCUCUCUCCGCCCUCACUUCCAUAGCCCCACCUCACCUCGCUCUCUCCUCGCCUUCGUCCCGCUCUUGUUCCUGGUAAAGUGUAGUUUGGGUUUUGAGACCGGUCCUCGCCUGUUUCAAGUUUGCUGUUUGCUGCUCCUUUUGCUGGGUAUGAUGCUGAAGUUCUUUCCGGCCUCCGCUUCCUUCCAGACCCGACCACCCUGGGAUUCGCUCCACAGUCCACAAACACGAGUCUCGGGGUUGUACUCCAAGUCCGUCAUGACGUUGGCAGGCCAGGUGAGGAGUCAGCGAGAACCGCACAGAAAGAAGCUGGACCCUGGGAAGAUGCAGGCCGACAUGCAGCUAAUGAAGAUGAUGCUCAGGCAUCGGCGAACGUCGCUCCAGGAGCUGCGCAGACACGAGGACUUCCUCAUUAAGCUCAACCAGGAUCUGGUCAAGACCAUCCAGGAGAUGGAGGACAGCACGGCCCUCAAAGUGCGGAAGAUGCUGCAGGAGCAGAGCAUCCUCGGGACCGUCAUGGACAUCUUGGAGUACUCGAACAAGAAGAGGCUGCAGGACUUGACGCGUGAACUUCAGGAGUGGGAGGAGAAAGAGGAAAAUAAGAUAAGCAACCUGAAGCAGCAGGGGGAGCAACUGAAUGCCAAGAUCAAGAAGAUCCAGGAGGAAGUGAACUUCCUGAGCACUUACAUGGACCAUGAGUAUCCUGUCAGGUCGGUCCAGAUUGCCAACCUUGAACGCCAGCUGCAGCAGAUGAAGGACAGACAGCAGGAUGAGUUGGAUGACCUUAAUGAGAUGCGCAAAAUGAUCCUGGCGUAUUUGUCCAACAAGAUUGAGAGGAAGAAAAUAAACCUUCUGAAGUCUCUGGUUGUGAAAGCCCAGCAGCCCCAUCAGGAGGCCCUUCUACAGAAGAUCCGGGAUAACCAGGACCUGGUGAAAUGCAUAGACAAGUUCAGAGCAUUUAUUGACCAGUUUCAGGAGGAAAUUCCCACAUUGAAGGCCGAGGUGGAAGAGCUCCAGGCCCAGCUCAAGAAACCCCGAGAGAUCAUAUUUCAGGAUGUAUUGCUUCGGAGACCCAAGUGCACUCCAGACAUGGACGUCAUCCUCAACAUCCCUGUGGAAGAGCUGCUACCCUUCUAGAUGGCAGUGCCAUGCCCCCCGCCCCUUUUCCUGCACAUGGGGCCUUGAAUUGUCUACUUCUAAGCCCCGUGUUCCCAUCCAGACCCCCUGAUCUGCAGUUUCCUUCCUUCCUUCCUUUCUUUUCCUCCGUCUUUCCCUCCCUCCCUCCCUUCCUCCCUCCUUCCCUCCCUUCCUUCCUCUUUCUGUCGUCUUGUUUCUUUCUCUCUGUAUUUUUUUCUUUCCCUUCUUUCUGGACAGGUUGUUGCUGCUGCUUGAGUCCGGCGAGAGUUCCCAGCCAACUGUGCUAUUCCUGUUUACCAAUAAAGCUGGAUUUGUUCUUUACCAGUAUUUGGGGUGAUCCCCAGCUAACCCUUACAGAAGAUGUUAUCUGAAUGGACUUCAUCUUAGGAUAAGGGGUGGGCAGCUGUGAUGACUGAAUCUGGGGCUCAAAUAUUCUCUAACAAAAGUGUUGAAUGGACCUCCCUGCUCGAGUCUCCAUGGCUUUGUGGCUCUGGGCCUCUACCUCCCUGCUGCAGUGGGAGCUCAGCUUCCUUCCAGUUUGUUCCCAGAUACGAAGAAACCAGUGCCAAGGCCACAGAGGAGAUUCCUUGAGUUUAAUGCACCUGGGAACUUGCUUGACCUUCAUUGCUAAUGGCCAUCUUUCUCCCAGUCCAGCCAUUUAUCUUUCCACUGCUUUACCCCAUCUAUGUAAGGGAAUGCCAUCAUCUCUUGGGGUUGUGCAGUUGCUUGUUCAUGUCAUUCCAGAAAGAGUGUAUAUGUUCCAGAAUUUCCAGCCAAAGGCUUAAGAUUCCUUGUGACUGGACCAGCUAAUAUCACAUGCCUAUCUUGAACUAAUUCAGGAGGCUCCCAGUCCUUGGAAUGGGUAGGGGGUAGCUGGGUGGAGCACUUGACCUGGACUGAGCCAGUAGGCACUCUCAAGAACAACUUGGAGCUCUAAACAGAUAUCAGCAAUGUUUGAAAUAAUAAUAGCAAGCAGCUAAAUAGAACUUGCUGUAUGUUUUGCAUAUAUUAACUCAUUAAAUCCUCACAACAACCCUAUGAGGUAGGUAUUCCUAUCCAUUUUUCAGAUGAAACCAAAGCAUUGAAAGAUAAAGUGAUUUUUUCAAAGUCACAAGGAUAGUCGUUCGUGGAGGCAAUCUUCUCUUAGCCACUGUACAUAUAAUGAAGGCAUGAAGGAGUUCUGGAGGCAAACUAAGAAGUAAAGCCUGAUCAUAUAGAUUCCCUCACAUUAUACACAGUCAUAAUGCCUCUAGAUACAAGAGAUAAACUGCACACAUGUACACAGCUGUAUAUAGAUCUUUUCCUAUUUGCUCAAAGCCAUCUGUGGGUAAUCCUCAUAUGCACAGACAUACUUCCAUUCAUGUCUUAAUAAAGGGGUUCCAACACUCUGUGGUCAGGAAUUCUUUGUAUUAGUCCUCUAUAUCUCCAAUAAUAAUGUUGCAUAACAACUCCAAAACUAAGUGGCUUGCAGCAACAAGAAUUUAU
Choloepus didactylus (southern two-toed sloth) is the source of this 2701-nucleotide messenger RNA. It is a transcript of the gene C19H20orf96, whose product is annotated as chromosome 19 C20orf96 homolog. The transcript is spliced from 9 exons. The coding region runs from base 230 to 1216 and encodes 328 amino acids. The record is from RefSeq and is a predicted model, not a curated record. NCBI's taxonomy places the organism in Eukaryota, Metazoa, Chordata, Mammalia, Pilosa, Megalonychidae.